UCCGUCUGAGUAAUUCAUUCUAGGAGGUCUAAUCCGUGAGCAAUACGAUUUCCUUUUUCGGUAAUAAGUGAAGUUUGGUUGUGGGAUGGUAAUAUCGCUGUAGUGUAAGGAUUUGUUGUUUUCGCUGAAGAGUGAAUGGUAUAGUUUUACAUGUCUGUAUGGGCAAUAAACAAGUCACAAUGCAUGCCUUGUUCCUGUUCAUCCUGUUAGUUCCUUUAGUUCAGGCACAGGGGGAGAAGAAACAUAUUAGUCAAGAUCCUUGUGCUCCAAAAACAACAUGUCAUGAAUGUAUCCAGACUCCCACAUGUGCUUGGUGCUCUGAACCUUGGGAUAUGACUGACAGGCAAUAUCUGGAGCGGAAACGUUGCUUCUUGCCAAGUAUUAAUGUGGAUCAACAUUUUCAGUGUAGUGCUGCUUUUAUUGUGAACCCAAGCAACAAUUAUACCCUUCUUCAGUACAAUGCACUUACUAAUGCAAGUGCAAGCAGGAAGACAUCUCUCAGUAGCUAUAACCGUACCACCAGUUCUCAUAGCCAUGAAGCUGUACAGAUCUACCCUCAGCGAGUUUCACUUAAACUGAGAAUCAAUGAAGCAUUUCGAUUCACUGUCAGCUACUCGCAAGCCCAAGAUUACCCAGUAGAUUUGUACUACCUUAUGGAUUUGUCGAAGUCAAUGGAGGAUGACAAAGAGAAGCUGUCUGUCUUGGGAGAUCUUCUUGUUGAGAGUAUGCAGAAGAUAACAUCUGAUUUCAGGCUUGGAUUUGGGAGCUUUGUUGACAAAGUUGUUAUGCCCUAUGUCAGCACUGUUCCAAAGAAUCUGAUCGAACCGUGCACGGGGUGUGCUGCUCCAUAUGGGUUUCGCAAUAUCAUGUCACUUAGUAACAACGCAAAUAGAUUCUCUGGUGAGGUACGGCGAGCAGCUGUGUCCGGCAACUUGGAUGCUCCUGAAGGUGGUUUUGAUGCUAUUAUGCAGGCUGUGGUCUGUCGAGAGAAGAUCGGCUGGAGAGAGAAAGCCAGAAGAUUAUUGGUCUUCUCAACUGAUGCUGGUUUUCAUUAUGCUGGAGAUGGAAAGCUUGGUGGUAUUGUUAAACCCAAUGAUGGAGAAUGCCAUCUGGAUACAGUUGGAGAAUACACUCACUCAAAACUACAGGACUAUCCAUCGAUAUCACAAGUGAACCUUAAGGUGCGCCAGAAUGCUAUCAAUGUAAUAUUCGCUGUGACAGCUGAACAGAUUGGCGUUUACGAUCGCCUGAAGGAUAAUGUUGAAGGAGCUUCUUCAGGAAUGCUGUCAAAUGACUCGUCCAAUGUAGUGGAUCUAGUACGAGAGCAGUAUGAUAAAAUUUCUUCCUCUGUCGAGAUGAAGGACAAUGCAACAACAGAUGCAGUUAAGGUGACGUACUAUUCUGCCUGUAAAGGCAGUGGGCCAGCAAUUCAGACAAACAAAUGUGAUGGUUUGAAGGUUGGUGAUGUGGUCAAGUUUGAGGCAGAGGUUGAAGUUACAAAUUGUCCAUCAGAUCCCAAGAAAUGGAAGCAGAUCUUCAAAAUUUAUCCAGUUGGUAUUAAUGAAUCUCUCAUUGUUGAUUUGGAGAUGCUUUGCAGCUGUCCUUGUGAACAGGAGGGUGAUCCGUGGUUUAAAAGGAAGGCUGAACAGUGCUCUAAGUUUGGCACAUACAAGUGUGGCAUUUGUGAAUGUGAUAAGACACAUUUUGGACGGACCUGUGAAUGUGAUAGUGAUAACAUUAAUGGAGCUACAGGACUUCCUGUAGGUGGUUGCCGACCUGACAACACAUCUGUUGUAGAUUGUUCAGGGCGAGGUACCUGUGUGUGUGGAGUCUGUGAAUGUGAGACAAGAGAGAAUCCUGAAGAGGUGAUUUCAGGCCCAUUUUGUGAGUGUGACAACUUCUCCUGUGACUAUGCAAAUGGUUUGCUGUGUUCUGGUUCAGACCAUGGCACUUGCAUAUGUGGCAAGUGCCAGUGCAAACCAGACUGGACUGGAGAUGCAUGUGAUUGUCGAGCUUCUAGCAUCACCUGUAUCCCGCCAGGUGGUGGAGAAAUCUGCUCGGGCAAUGGAGACUGCAAUUGUGGGGCGUGUGAAUGUUAUGAGGGAAAGGAAGGACGUUACACCGGAAAAUUCUGUGAGAAGCUUCCAAGCACCUCUGGAAGAUGUCUGGAGUUUAAAGAGUGUGUACAGUGCCAGAUGUACAAGACUGGGUCUCUGACUGCAGAGGAAUGUUUAGCCAAUUGUACUUUUACACCUAGCUCAGUUGAUGUCAUUGAAGUUCAUGAAGAGGCAGGAGAAGUGUUGUGCGCUUAUUACGAUGAAGAAGAUUGCCGUUUUUCAUAUGUGUACACAUACUCUGAUAAUAAUACACUCAUAGUAAGAGCGCAGGAGAAGCGUGAAUGUCCUCCAGAAAUAUAUGUUCUUGGCAUUGUGCUGGGAGUUAUCGGUGCCAUUGUACUGAUUGGAUUGGCUCUGUUACUGCUGUGGAAACUACUGACAACUAUUCACGACCGUCGUGAAUUUGCCAAGUUUGAGAAAGAACGCAUGAUGGCGAAGUGGGAUACAGGUGAAAAUCCAAUUUACAAGCAAGCAACAUCUACCUUCAAGAACCCAACAUACGCUGGAAAAUGAUUGCAAGAAAGGUGAUACUUUGUGACAUUGUUGGUUCAGCAAUCUGAAGAAUUUAACUCUUUACUCCCAGGUGCAUAAGCUGAGGCUCCAAGGGUAGUUUACUAGAAUUUCACAAAAAUACUGUACUGUAAAGUCAGCUGUAAACAUAAAUGAAAAGAUAAUGAAAAUAAUAGCCAUCGAGUGUUAAAAUAUUGAAUAUGGUUUCAAACAUCAAAAGGAAAGCUUUUUGGAAGAAAAAAAAUCUGUAAUUUAAGCCAGUGCUGGUGGUUCGGUAAGUUAGGAACUGCUGAAAGUCAGGCACUUUGGAACAUGAGGGUUAAAGAGCAACUCUUGAGGCUGUGGUGGACUGUAUUUCAGGCUAUGACAAUUCAUAUAAAGAAUAUUUGUGUCUUUAUGUGACAGACACAAGCAGUAUGCCAAAAAUGUUGUUGGUUGCUUAAUAUAUUUAUGGUGGUAUAUGUUCACAUUUGGUAUUAUUCCUCUUGCUCACUGUGCACUACGGUACUGCGUCUAACAGAUAAACUGCUGUUCUUUCAUUUCACUCAAAAACUUUAUGUUAGAGCAGAAGGUAGUAAUGCUACAUCAUUGCUCUUUUUAACACUUUGAGGACUGACUAAUUUGUUGUCGGUCUGUAUGUAUCUCCGAAAUACAUUUUAAAAAAGUGUUUAACAAAUAAAAACAUAACUUCUAAACUAAUCCACAUGCCUCAGUGGUUUAAAAGGCUGGAGGAUAGAGGAAUAUCCAGCAGAUAUUUAGCACUGUUUACAAAUCACCAGUUUAUCACCACUGGUACUAAAACAUGACUUGUUUUUCUUUGCACAAUGUGGUUUGUAAACAGGUAAUCUAAUAAUAACUAAAACAUUCUGACUAAUAUCGUUAUUAUCACUUAACACGGUCACUGCCACCAAAGUUAUUUAUUUGUGUACCAGAUUGAAAACUCUCUUCAAAUAAUGCUCUUGUUUUUAUGAAGGAAUGGGAAUAAAAUUUAUGGUCCUCGAAGUUUUAACACUAUCUAAUGUGUAUUCCAGCCAGUGGCACAGAAGAUAGUGCAAUGUUUCACCCUCUUUUGUUUUGUUAUAACCUGUUGUUACUUGGUUCAGCUUUUCAGUAUGAUUUAUUUUAACUGUUUCACCUUAGUAAUGAAAACCACAGAUUUCAGAAACUUUGAUAAGGCUAUAACAAAUACUACCUUGUGUCCAUAAUUCUGUAUAAGCAAGCGAGAAUACAUACUGUUUGUUAUUUUGAAACACUUGCAAGUUAGGAGAAAUUAUGUUUUGUGUCGCGUACAAUAUUUGGAGUCUUGGCCAUUGUCAGAAUGAGAAUGGUCUAUUGUUUUGUGGCACAGUAACUGUAGAAUUCCUCCUGUGGUUGGUAGCAAUUAGAAGAGGUUCUGCUGCAAGUGUACGGUAGGUACAGUGACCACUACGCAUGGGGUCAACAUAUCGCUAAACAGUUACCUGUCAGAGUUAAGGUGUGGCCAGCAGUCCUGUAGGAUGGAUGUUUAGUAUCAGUUAAUGUCUGGUUUUCAUGUUGAUCUAAUAACCCCAGCUUUCUGGCUUACAUGUAAAGAAAAGUAUGUUGUGCUUGGCAUGGGUAUACCACUGAAACAUGUAACCCUGUGGAGUGCCAUUUAUAUAUAGGACUACUGAUGUGGUUAGCAUGAUCAUUUUAGUUCAGUGGUAUGUGUUCCUUGUUGGAAAUAGAGUUAUGUAUAAGGCUUGAAAAAUACAGGUAACUACUCACCUGAGGUAGGUUGAUACUGCAAGCUUGUGAACAGAUGUCACAAUAGUCAUUUAUAUUGACUGGCUUUGUUACAGAACUGAUCUUUUUCUUUUAAAUACUACUUUCAUUGUAUAGGGCUUGAAAAAAUUAUGGGUACCUGCUCACCGGUGAUAAGUCAGUAUUUCACAAAAGGCUUUUGGGGUGGCAAAUGAAUUUAUAGUUUUGUGAAUAGGACUUGGCAUAAUUUUUCAAGCCCUAGUUAUAUAUGUGCCUGCACCCAGCGCUCAGCUUAAGGAAGUGAUAAAUAAUACUUCAUGACUGUCUUUUGUAUGUUGCAGCAUGUUAUAGGUAUGUGGAUUUCUGCUGCUGUUUGUGUGCACAGGUGAAAUAAGGGUCAGCAGGUGUGAUCAAUGCAUUGUACAUUAUUUAUAGAUCUCCUUAAGGCAGAUUAUAGUUUUAUUUCUGUGCAUACUUAUUUAGAAUAGUUGCAACUUAAGUAGAAAGUGAAUUGUAGUGAUUCUCCCAUAAACUCAAUUUUAGGUGUAUUGUCGAAGCCAGUUUAUGCUUAUUGUUUAACUAAAAGUUUUAACUAAAGCUUGGUUUCAUGCCAUAUUAAGUAAUUUUCAAGAAUCUGUUUAUGUUGUACAUUCUUGAAAUAAUUUAAAUUUUUACUAGCUAGUUUUUAUUUAACAUUUUGAUUGGAUAUUGUGUGAUGUAUGUAUGAAUGAAUGAAUGAAUGAAACUGUAAAAAGCAAAGGCAAUUAUUUUUUGGUAGUAUUUAAUGUAUUAUACAAAUAUUUUGUAUGUUUUUAUAAAGGUGUAAUGCUGACAUUGAUUCUCCAGUGCCUAACAGUUUUGUGAAGAUCAAAACUAACAGUUUUUAUUAUUAUUGGUGCAUUUCCAGUAUUUGUUGAUUGGUAUACACAAGAACUCUCAUAUGUUAAUGGGAUCUGAUAAAAGUAAAUAAGGAUUUGAAAAGAGACCUAAACAGCCUACAGCAGUACUAGUAUUAUGCAUGUGAAGUGUGUAGUUCUAAAUCACAAGUAGUUAAAAAAGCACAUGGAGAUAUAUGACUAAAUGGCGGGUAAUGACUCGAUAACUUUCUCGAUUAAAUGAGGAUAAGAAGGAUUUUGGAGCAAAGAUUUUUGUGCAGACUUCAGUAUAGUACAUACUAUUAAAAAAAAUAAUACGUAAUAUUUGGCCUGGAAUAAUAAUAGGUAUUAACUGAAGCAUCAGUCAGCACAUUACGGUUCUGCCACGUGCUCCUUUUAUAAAAUAUUGAGUGUGGUAGAGUCAGUAGCUCAUGGAGAAAAAUGUUAUAUUCUAUGUGGAAAUUGUGUGACCCUGUGGCUGGAUUACAAAUUUUUGAAUGAUGGAAUGGGAUUAAGAUGAGUUUGAUGGUGGUUAAGGGGGAUUGCAGCUGUGUUGUGAAUGUUAAAAUAAGUAGAAGUUGAUAUUGUUUUAAAUUUCCUUAGAAUGACACAAUAAAUCUCUCACCGUGAUGCCUAUCUUUUGGGGAGGGGGGGGGGGCUGGUAUUUUAACUUUUGGCCCAUAUAAUUGCAGUUUCAAUGUGCAGGUUGCAGCUUCAGAGUCUUUCAGUCACAAUAAUAUAUGCCUCACUGAUUAGCAUAACCAGUGAUUUACAAUUAGUCAGCCAAUUUUUUGCAUGUGUAUUAUAGAGUUUUCUAUAUUAUUGAUUAUUUGUAAAUGCCUUGUUGCAGGAAUAUUUUGAAAAGCGCUUUGUACGUGGGCUCUGUUUUUAUCAAGAAGUUAAAACUUAUUUAAUUUUAUUAUGUGUAACACUUGGAUAAUACUGGACCUGCAGGUAUAACUAUUCAGUUGUUGCAUGAAUUAAUAUGAAAUUGAUGUAAAAAAUGUAUUUUAAAACAGCUGUUUAUAUGUAGUACAUUACUUUUUUUGCCUUGCCUUCUUACUUUUUAGAGUUGGCUUCUUAGUGAAUAGAAAAUUUGUUGAAGCCUAACUAAUUGAUUUGGGAAAUGCCUAUUAAGAAGUGAAGUGAGAGUGUUACAUGUACUGCAUUUCAGACACUUUUAAAAACAUGGAUAGUGCCUUUUCAUUUCAUGCCUUUCCAAGAGCUGUUCACAUCUGUAGGCAACCUUCUUUCAAGUUAAAUAUUAAUUAAUACAUUUUGUGAAUGCAGACCAUGCGGUGAUGCACUCUGUAUAAGACAUUAUAUACUGUGGCAGUAAUUUCUCUUACUUUCCUUCAGAAAGAUUGCACUUUGAGAGCACAAAGGCUGUAAUAUAAUUUUGUAUGCCAACCAGUGGUUUUGUUUAUCUCCUAGUGUUUUUACACAUUAAGUAUCAAGUUUUCCCACCAAAGCUCCAUACGUUGUAAGAUAUGGUAUAUGUUAACAAAAUUUUGUUGGGUCAGUGAUAUUGCACAUUUAGAGAUCUCCACAGCCGGUAAAUUUUGUGAAACAGUGAUAACUGAAAACGUCUUCAUCAUAGAUUUCAAAUUAUUAAACAGUGAAAAUUUUAAUGCUCAGUUUUAAUUGUGUUAAGAGCUUGACAUACAGCUACAUGUUUGUGUCUAAUCAUGUGCUUACAGAAUAUGAAACACUGAACUUUUUCAUAAUUGUUGAUAUUACGAAUUCUGAAAACCCUGUAACUACUUUAUAAAUUAGAACUAUUCUAAGAAGUGUUGCCUUAAUGUGCUGUGGCUCUCCUUACCUGUAUUCCAGAUUGUUCAGAGACCCAUAGAAAGAAAUGUUUUUUAAUUAUUUAAUAGUCAAAGAAGUUUUGUGUGUAGGUGUUUCCAAAGGUGUGAAUCUGAUACUCUUUUUUCAUGAGUAAACUAACUGCAGUUCCCCAGUGGUUGGUGUAUAUUUUUAAUAAGGUGAACUUGUGUAACAAGUUGGCCCUAAUUUUAAGUCAGUGUGUAUGUACAAUAUGUGGAAUUUAAUACAAACAUGAGUUUCAUGUGAUAUUUAACUGCCAUUAUAAUUAUGUAUUCAGUUUCAGGCACUGUGUUAAAAGGUAAAAUUAUUUAACACAUUCACUGCCAAAAUUAAAUCAAAUUGUUUUGUAGGAUAUGCUUUAUUCAAUAGUGCCAACAUUGAUGUAAGUUGAUUAACUUGCCUCUCUUUACAAUGUGAAUAAGAUUGUGGAAGAUUGCAUCAUGAAUGGAGUUUGCUUAAUGUAUCAUUUGGACAAUGGGGGUUUAUCAAAUACCUGCUGUUUUAUUCUUUUUUGUAUUUUUAUUUUAUCCAUUACUUGUUCACUUUUGUUUAGUUUACAUGGUAACGUGGCAGCUCACAGUAAUUGUUCUUUGUAUGAGUCCGCAGCUGGCAUCUGGCCUUAAGUGCCUUUGAGGGUGUUUGAGUUCCAUGAAAGUGUGAGAAAGUAAAAGCACUAACAAAUUUAAAAAAAUGGCAGAAAUUGGAAAUGAGUCAAAAUUAUUUCUCUGAAAUCGCAAAAUGUCUUAUUUUUUCAACAGUGGUAAACCCCCUACCACGGUCUUGUAAGCCCCAGCUUUAUAAGUAAUACCUGAAUUUAAAUACCUGGCAGUGAAUGUGUUUGUCAUUUACAUUUAUCUUUUUAUAUAACAUUGUGAUGAAACAUUUUCUGUACUUCAAGCAUAUUCAGUUAGGAUUCAGUUUUACUAACAAAAUAAUUACACUUUGUUCUAAGUUUUACCUCAUUCAUGGUGAGGAUUAAUUUUAUUAAUUGUCCUGUUUUGUUACUAAUGCAAAUAUGUUUUAUUUAUACUUGAUUUUUGCAUGUUUUCAGUCUACAGUAAAUAUUGAAAUUCCAGUUCAAAAAAGUGUGCAAUGUUUAUGAUAUGAUCUGUGGUUUCUCAGUAGAAUUUGAUUACAGCUAACUUCAGUUAUUGUUUCCAUGUAUCACCCUCACCUUUGAGCAUUCUUAUUCAGCUAAGGAUAUGGUGAAACAUGUCUGUUUGAAUUUUGGCUGACCUGUUUCAUCAUGUAGAUAGCUGUCAUCUGAGUUGUAGCACCAUUUAGUCUGGUAGUUUACCAACGUUUCAGAUGUCACUGCUGCCUCCAUGAUUAGGGUGAUUGCUGUUCCACCACACUAUGUGGUGCUACAACCCAGAAGACAGCCAUCUUCAUACUCACUGCCAUGAGAACCUCUAAUCCUAUCUGUUUUAUUGUGUUCCACAUAUCCUAAAUUGAGUAUUUAAUAUUAAUUGUGAGACAUCCACAUUUUCUUAAGAUUGUUUGUGUUCCCUCCCCUGCCCCCUUUUGUAUCAUUUCCUGGUUCUUUCCUCAGUUAUUUGUUAAUUUUACACAUGUUGAGCAUUUUUCAUUUCCGCAUGUGAUCUUUGAACUCCGAAACAUAUACAUGACAUUGUGUGGUGCUGAAAUAAACUUACCUUGUCUCAUGAUGAA
This is a messenger RNA of Zootermopsis nevadensis, 8725 nucleotides long. It is a transcript of the gene mys, whose product is annotated as position-specific antigen beta subunit myospheroid. NCBI's taxonomy places the organism in Eukaryota, Metazoa, Arthropoda, Insecta, Blattodea, Termopsidae. The record is from RefSeq and is a predicted model, not a curated record. Gene Ontology annotation, cellular component: integrin complex; cell surface; focal adhesion. Gene Ontology annotation, molecular function: integrin binding. Gene Ontology annotation, biological process: cell-matrix adhesion; cell adhesion mediated by integrin; integrin-mediated signaling pathway.